Messenger RNA from Podarcis muralis (Common wall lizard), 1078 nucleotides. The record is from RefSeq and is a predicted model, not a curated record. Lineage: Eukaryota; Metazoa; Chordata; Lepidosauria; Squamata; Lacertidae.
UUUUCUGCUUAGCUUGAGAGAUAACACUGUUUACUCAGCUACCAGGUAUUUCCUAUAACCUGCCAGGUUCCACCUCCUGUUUCUGCUGGGUACCACUAGCCUCCACCCCUACCCUACCAGACUCUGCGCCUUUUUACCCUACUGAGGUGUUAGAGACCUUGUGUUGUGCUCAGUUGUAUGCCAUGUCUCUAGAAUACCUUGUUAUGGUGUCCAGAAUUGUGUCUCUUGUUCUUUCAAGCUCUUAUGAGGUGGGGUUCGAGACAAUAAGAUAAGCAAGUGGCUAGUUCAAUGGAAGCAUGAGAGUUCUGAGUUAUUUUCCUGCACAUCUAAAUUAACUCUGUACUUCUAAUUAAGAUACCCCCGGCUCACCCCACAAAACCAGGAUUCUAUGGCUGUUGGCAGGAACAUUUUUGCCAAGUUCUCUGCGUACAUCAAGAACCCCCACAAGGAAGCAAACAAAAAUAUGGAAAAGGCUUUGUUGAGAGAAUUCAAGCGCCUGGAUGAUUAUUUAAGCACCCCACUCCCAGAGGAAAUUGACCAAGAUUGUGCAGAAGAUGUGCUGGUCUCCAAGAGAAAGUUCCUAGAUGGGAAUUGGAUGACAUUAGCUGAUUGCAACCUGCUCCCCAAACUCCACAUAAUCAAGAUCGCUGCAAAAAAGUACUGCAACUUUGAGAUCCCCUUGGAGAUGACAGCAGUUUGGCGCUAUCUUCACAAUGCCUAUGCCCGCGAUGAGUUCAGUCACACCUGCCCAGCUGAUGAGGAGAUCGAACGCACCUAUGCCACUGUGGCAAGAGAUGAGCUAAGAGCCAUAUUCCAUUCGUGUUGGCUCCUGGCAUUUCAACUCUCCCUUCUCGAGAGGCUCUCGUCACUGAUUGGCCAGCUGGGACCCCGGAGAGCUCCCACUGCUGCUGCCGCCACUAGCGCCCUUGACCAAGCUCAUAGCGACGCUCUUCGGCAGGGAGGCAUCUGGGUGGCUUCAGCGGCAAGCGCAGGUCGCCCACCUGGCACCCCCAGAAUUCGGUGCCAGGGUGCCUUGCACCCCCAGGUAAAGACGGCCCUGGGUGGAGGACAGAAUUAG